Lolium rigidum is the source of this 865-nucleotide messenger RNA. RefSeq lists its product as uncharacterized. Bases 240 to 653 code for a protein of 137 amino acids. The transcript is spliced from 5 exons. The record is from RefSeq and is a predicted model, not a curated record. NCBI's taxonomy places the organism in Eukaryota, Viridiplantae, Streptophyta, Magnoliopsida, Poales, Poaceae.
UCCUCUGCCUUCCCCGCUCCACUCCCCAGUUCGCCUCUCCUUCCGCUUCCUCGCCUCCACUAGGCCCUAUCCCUCCACCGCAGCUCGCGACCUCGACGGAUUUCCACCAUACUCUUCGCCGUCGUCGCGCUCCGCCGUCGUACUGGGCUGCCACGAAGUUGGAGAUCCAUCAGGACUCCAUUGAAGCAUCUCAUCCCAGCUUAUCUUCCCCGAGCGGUUCAGCUGGGCAUCGAGUAACCAUGAUCCAAAUCAAGUCCGAACCUGGAGUGAGGGAAGAGGAAACCCAGGAGCAUGAACAUGAACAGAAAGUAAACAAAUACCAAGCUAUACUGGCAGCCCGUUUGAAGGCUAAAUACUUCUCUAAUAAGGCUUUUGAUGGAGGAAAAAUCUUUGAAGCAGAAACUAUUGUUGAUGGCCAAACUAUCCAAUCAAGCAGGUGGCCAUGUACAAGUUCGUUCACGAACCCAAUAAUUUUUUUCCGAGAUAAGAACAGCCAUGAGAGGAAGGAUUCUCCAUCUUCGGUACCAGACUCCUCUGCCAAGAACGACUCUCCACCUAUAGUAGCUGAGGCCUCUCCAAAGAAUAAUGCAAAUGCUUUGGCAGCAGAAAACAAUCUAACACCUAGCAAGAGACAGCCAUCCAAGGAGACCUGAUGGGAUAAAAUUAGGCUAGUGAGGUUGUUGUAUGUUCCUCUGAAAUAUGAAGACAUGUGAGUUAUCAUGAAACAAAAAUCGGUCCAGCAGAUGUUUGUAAACUUUGCUAGUUUUAUUUCACUUAACCUGUUUCAGCCUCAUCUGUUGCUAAGAAUCGUUGUAUUCUUGAUAUUUAAUUAGAUGAAUCAGAGCAGAACAUUAACUGGUUGCUA